Molecule: messenger RNA, 2577 nt
Organism: Ahaetulla prasina
Lineage: Eukaryota; Metazoa; Chordata; Lepidosauria; Squamata; Colubridae
Gene: RUSF1
Product: RUS family member 1
Exons: 16
Coding region: 234-1580 (448 amino acids)
Source: RefSeq, a predicted model, not a curated record
ACGAAAGUAACAUCUAUAGUCGCUGCCUGCUGGAGACGCUUUUACGGCAACAUUUCUGCAUUAAAGACGUGGCUAAAUGUCUCCUUAGGGGAAGGGAACUGGCUUGCUUGGCUAUACUUUCACUUCUGGGUUCCCAACACAAAUCCAGCAGGAAAGACGCGGGCUGUCGUCUUUAUCACUUCUGCAAAGACAGUCUUAUUGAAGUCAGUGGGUCUUCAAGUUCAGGCCCAGUCAUGACUGACUUGGAAAUUCAGAUACUUUGCACGGAAAGUUACGGCUCUCAAUCGGCUCGGCGUUACCAGGCCCUCCCUAAUGGAAAGCUAAGCUCUGUAACAGAUGCCUCUGAAGCCUGGCACUUUCGUUCACUCCAUCAUAUCUUCAUGUCCAUCUUCCUGCCCCAAGGUUAUCCUGAAAGUGUGAGCACGGACUACCUCGCCUACCAGUUCUGGGACACCAUCCAGGCCUUCGCAAGCAGCAUCACAGGGACACUGGCUACCCAGGCAGUGCUGAAGGGGGUGGGGGUCGGGGAUGAGACCUCCACCGUUGCAGCUGCCACUGUCACUUGGAUUCUGAAAGAUGGAACAGGAAUGUUGGGCCGAAUCGCUUUUGCUUGGAGCAAGGGGAGCAAACUGGAUUGUGAUGCUAAGCAAUGGAGACUCUUCGCCGAUGGGCUCAACGACGUGGCCAUCUUCAUGGAGAUUGUGGCACCAGCUUUCCCAGCAUGCUUCACACUCAUUAUCUGCACUAGUGGCUUUUUCAAGUGCAUUGUGGGUGUAGCUGGAGGGGCUACCCGUGCAGCUCUCACCAUGCACCAGGCCCGCCGGGACAACAUGGCCGAUGUAUCAGCCAAAGAUGGAAGCCAGGAGACCUUAGUGAACUUAGCUGGCCUACUCUUCAGUCUUUUCCUGAUCCCUCUUGUAGUGGACAAUCUUCUUCUUACCUAUGCCUUCUAUGCUCUCUUCACCAUCCUCCAUCUCUACGCCAACUAUCAAGCAGUGCGGGCAGUUUGCAUGGAGACCCUUAACCGUGCCCGGCUCCACCUGGUCUUGCAGCAUUACUUGAAGUGGGAAGAGGUUCCUAGUCCUGCUGUCAUCAAUCCUCAGGAGCCCCUUCUGCUAGGGUUUCAUCAGCAGCUCAAGAUAACUUUUGGAGCUCCUCUUCAUACAGUGACCUCCAGUGUUGCUGACUUCCAGAAAGCUCUUGAAGGCAAUGCUUCGAAUUACUUAAUUUUCUUCAACCAACCAGCAGGGCUGAUCUCUAUCCUACUCCAUCGGCAAGCAGACAGUGUGGAUGUGAUUAAAGCCUACACACACGCUCUUCUUCUAGAAGCCUUAAUGUAUCAAGAUAUGGAAACCUGUGCCUUGGAAAGAGAGUCCCUCCUGAGAUUGCAACAUCAGUUAUGUAAAGAACCCAGUAAAGAGGAUUCCAGGAUACAUUCCAAAAUGCAUCAGUUCUUAGACAGGAUAUUUCCGAAAUUCCUGGCAGGACUGACAGCCGCCGGAUGGGUAACUGAUCGGAACCUUCUGGGCCCCGAGGAGUGGCGGAUGGAAUGGCUCAGCGCUGAGAAGAAAAUGCUCUGAUUCUGAUUCUGGAAGAAUUUUUAUGCCAAGAACCUGAUUUAUUCAAUCCUAGAAGAGAAGGGGAUCCUGGUUUCCUUGGGGUUGUCUUUUACAAAGUCAACUGUAGAUUUGGAUUUGCCUUUUUUUUUUAAUUUGCAUUUAUAUCCCGCCCUUCUCCGAAGACUCAGAGUGGCUUACACUAUGUCAUGCAAUAGUCUUCAUCCAUUUGUAUAUUAUAUACAAAGUCAACUUAUUACUCCCAACAAUCUGGGUCCUCAUUUUACCUACCUUAUAAAGGAUGGAAGGCUGAGUCAACCUUGGGCCUGGUGGGACUUGAACCUGCAGUAAUUGCAAGCAGCUGCUGUUAAUAACAUAAUAUAACAUAACAACAGAGUUGGAAGGGACCUUGGAGGCCUUCUAGUCCAACCCCCUGCCUAGGCAGGAAACUACACCAUCUCAGUCAGAUGGUUAUCCAACAUUUUCUUAAAAAUUUCCAGUGUUGGAGCAUUCACAACUUCUGCAGGCAAGUUGUUCCACUCAUUAAUUGUUCUGUCAGGAAAUUUCUCCUUAGUUCUAAGUUGCUUCUUUCCUUGAUCACUUUCCACCCAUUGCUUCUUGUUCUACCCUCAGGUGCUUUGGAGAAUAGUUUGACUCCAUCUUCUUUGUGGCAACCCCUGAGAUACUGGAACACAGCUAUUAUGUCUCCCCUAGUCCUUCUUUUUAUUAAACUAGACAUACCCAGUUCCUGCAACCGUUCUUCAUAUGUUUUAUCCUCCAGUCCCCUAAUCAUCUUUGUUGCUCUUCUCUGCACUCUUUCUAGAGUCUCAACAUCUUUUUUACAUCGUGGCGACCAAAACUGGAUGCAAUAUUCCAAGUGUGGCCUUAGCAAGGCAUUAUAAAGUGGUAACAGACUGCAUUAGUCUGUUGAGCCACCAGAGGCCCUUGCCUCAUUUUACCUCUCCUUAAUUGUAAAAUAAAGAUGAAGUGCUGACAACAUAAAAUCUCAAGUCUUUCCAAU